This is a messenger RNA of Camelina sativa (false flax), 1014 nucleotides long. Its product is annotated as early nodulin-like protein 10. Gene Ontology annotation, molecular function: electron transfer activity. NCBI's taxonomy places the organism in Eukaryota, Viridiplantae, Streptophyta, Magnoliopsida, Brassicales, Brassicaceae. Gene Ontology annotation, cellular component: plasma membrane. The record is from RefSeq and is a predicted model, not a curated record.
CCAUCAGCUGAUGCCUGAUGCAAUAGUGAAAAGGGUUGGUCACAAUUUACACACCAGCUCUGUUAUCUGUAACGCUUAUUAGCUUCUUCUUUUUUCUUCACGAGCUUCGUUUUUGAUGAUGGUCGGUCUCGGUCACGUUUUAAUUCAUGGAUGAGAUUUGUUUGGAUCCAGGAGUUUCUUCUAUUUAUAUAAUUUUGUUAAUUCUCAUCAUAUGAUUAUACUAACAAUCGAGAUUAAUCACCCAAAACAUAGUUGUAUAGCUAAUUUAGGACACAAUGUCUUCUUCACUUAUGAUGUGUUGUUGUUUACUUCUGUUGUUUAGUUUGUUGUCUGAAGGUAGAGAGAUUCUGGUGGGAGGCAAGUCUAACACUUGGAGCUGGAAAGUUCCUGAAUCUACAGAGGAAACACUAAACCAAUGGUCAGAGAGAACAAGAUUCAAAAUUGGAGAUACUCUUUUAUGGAAAUACAAUGCGGAGAAUGAUUCAGUAUUGCAAGUGAAGGAAAAAGAUUACGAAAGGUGUGACAGAUCAGAGCCAAUGAGAGGAUACAAAGAUGGUCACACGAAGAUAGAGCUGAAUAGGCCAGGUCCUUUUUAUUUCAUAAGUGGGGAAGAAGGACAUUGCCAAAGAGGAGAGAAGCUUCGUGUCGUCGUCUUGUCUCCAAACCACAACAGAAGCGUUGUUGAUGCUCCUGCUCCUGCUCCUGUGAACGUCGUAUUGUCUCCAAAUUACAACAGAAGCAACGUUGAUGCGGGUGCUCCUUUAAACGCUCAUAUCACAAACAAGGGAAACCUGAACAGAGCAUGGAGUUUGCUUCUUCUUCUUCUCCCAUUAGGCCUUUUGGUUUAGUCUUGUUACCUCUUCUUAGCCAAUUCGGUUUGUAUGUUCCGGUUUAUUUGUAUUUUGGUUUUGUUUUUUUUUUUUUUUUUUUUUUAUGAAGUACCCUAAGUCAUGAUGUUUUAAUAGUAAAACUGAGUCAUGCAUGUUUAAUACAAUGUUUGAUUUGAUUUUUGUU